Gavialis gangeticus (Gharial) is the source of this 2785-nucleotide messenger RNA. RefSeq names its product non-SMC condensin I complex subunit H (gene NCAPH). Gene Ontology annotation, molecular function: chromatin binding. Gene Ontology annotation, cellular component: condensin complex. The record is from RefSeq and is a predicted model, not a curated record. Gene Ontology annotation, biological process: mitotic chromosome condensation. The transcript is spliced from 18 exons. Lineage: Eukaryota; Metazoa; Chordata; Crocodylia; Gavialidae. The coding region runs from base 197 to 2362 and encodes 721 amino acids.
CGCCCCCCACCGCUCCUUUGCUUGUGCUUUGGUAGGGCCGUAUUUCCUUGUGUAUCUGUGCCAGUACUGAAAUUACCAACCGCGGAACUGGGGGAGGAAUGUGUAUUGCGAGGAAACACUGUAGUGGGGCCCUAUUUCCUUGUGUAUCUGUGCACUAGUGCAGUUUCCAGCUACUGGAUUGAGGUAAGAAGCAAAGAUGAAGAGCUCAACGCCCCAGUCUGCUGGCCGUUCCCCGAGCACCGCCUCAUCCUUGGAUAGCGUGUUUGUGUCCCCCAGCACCCGGCCCCAGGCCCUGAGUGCUGGCAGCACCCCUGAGCUGGAGAGCUUGGCCAGGAAUGAUGAUGAGCAGGAGAGGAAGCAACGUCGGCGAUCCCGCAUCCUCGACCUGCAGCUCAGCAGCACUGAGUCGCCCCUUUUGGUCAAGUCCCCUGCCAACAGGCAGGCAGACGCUUCUCUGCCGGUGAUCCCAAGACUGACAAACACUCAGAUUUCAGAUCACUACUCAACCUGCAUUAAGCUGUCUGCAGAGAAUAAAAUCACCACAAAAAAUGCCUUUGGCUUGCAUCUUAUUGACUACAUGACAGAGAUCCUCAAGCAGAAGGACUCCGAACUCACCAACUUCAAGAUGGCAGCUGGCACCCUGGAUGCCAGUGCAAAGAUUUAUGCCGUCCGUGUGGAUGCUGUCCAUGCUGAUGUCUACAAAGUCCUUGGUGGGCUGGGCAAAGAUUCCCAGUCUACAAGAGAAGAGGAUGGUCAAGACUUGGAUGGAACUGACACCUUGGAAGCCAGGAAGAAAGCUCCCACCAAGAAGAAGCACUUCUACAAAACCAUCGAGCAGAACCCAAGUAACCUCAACGUCCCAGAAACCGAUUGCAAAUGUGAGGUUGACCCCAUGCUCCAGAAAUCAGCAGCCUCCUUUGAUGAGUGUAGCACGGUUGGCAUCUUCCUCAGCACACUACACAUCCACAGCUACUGCAGCGAGCUCCUGUUCGAAUCCAAAGUCACACCUCUCUCAUCUUCAGAGAUGAUGCUUGAGUCCCCGAGCUCUGCACCUGUAAAGGUGGCAGAUGUUAACUCACUCCUGCUGAAGUGCAUUGAGAACCGUCCCAUCUGCCCUUCCCUUGCUAGCCUCCGGUUCACCGAAUGGGACAGCGAAUGUCACAACGAGUCGGUGUCAGCUCUGCUGGAAAAAUUUAAGAAGAGUGACCAGGUGUUCAACGUCAAUGCUGACGUGGAGGACGAGCCUGACAACUGUGCCGAUGCCCCUGUGAUGGAUGACUUUGAUGCAGACCUGCUAGACAGGACAAUGGCAGGGGAGCUGGGCAAGUUUGCACAGGAUCCUGAGGCCUUCAGGAUGGCACAUGAAGGCACAAAGAAGAACGUGAUCCCUCUGGGUGAGGGAGACAUCACCACCAUGUGCCUCCAGCUCUCCGUGAAACCAGGGGAAUACUCUUACUUCAGCCCCCAGAUUAUGUCAAUGUGGGCUGGCCCAGAGCACUGGAGAUUCAAACCUCACCAUAAAUUGGAGGCAGGCGCUGAUAAAGAGAUCAGGAAGAAGAGUUCCAAGAAAGUCUUUGAAAUCAACUUUGAUGAGGAUGUCAACUUUGAACCCUAUUUCCGGGAGACCAGGGCAGCUACCACCAUGGCCAAAUCUGUCCUUGAAAGCCAGAACAAGAAGAGCACGACGCUCCCAGCUGACUUCCACUAUGACCCCAGCAGCCUCACCAGGCUCUUCCUCAAGCCAGAUGCCAAGCUGCGGAGGAUGUCCACGCAGAGCAGCUCCUCAGAUCACAGUGAUGAGAUUGGAGAGUACGAUUACAACAACCCCAAUGACGCUUCCAACUUCUGUCCUGCUUCCCAGUGUGCCGACAGUGAUGAUGACAAUGACCCUGCAGACUUUGGGGGUCAGACCGGGGACUUCGAGCUCACUGCCAACACUGCCUGGGGCUUCAAUCAGGGGAUCGAUGCCAACAGGGCUGACAUCAUGACCUAUGGGGAGUCCAACCUGGUCACGGAGCCUAAAAAGGUCAACAAGAUUGAGAUUCAGUAUGCCAAGAUGGCCAAGAAGAUGGACAUGAAAAAACUCAAGCAGACCAUGUGGGACCUCCUGACUGAAGCCAAUCAGAAGCAAGCGCUGGCAGAGAGCAAAGACGCGGAGGAAGAGGUAGCGGCAGUGGUAAUGGGUGAGAAGGUGCUGAGUAAUCUCACAAAGGAGCUGCCGCGCAGGUUGCCUUCCAUGAUGGCGCAGAACCUCUCCAUCCCUCUGGCUUUCUCCUGCCUCCUGCAUUUGGCCAAUGAGAAGAACCUGAGACUACAGGGUGUGGAGGACCUGUCCGAUGUCCUCAUCCAGCAAGCGCAGUAAAAUGGCACUCCUACUGGGAGAGGAGCCACCAUCCCCUCCUCCCCCACCCAGCACAGGAACCUGGCUAUUGUGCAACAGUGGCUCUUCGUUUCUACCUGUCUUCUCUUCUCUGGGUGGUGCCACAUGGAGAUCCCAUAGACUUCUGAGCUUCAUGGGGCCCUGGGUUAGGGUGAGCACAGGGGUGCUGCAGCCUCUCCCACCUGUCACCUGCUACUUCACUUGCACUAUCCAGCCUCUUAAGUCCUGGGGGUCCCAUACCCCACUCGCACACAGUAGGCAUCUCUUAAUUUGCCUUCUUUCCAGGCUUUGACCCCCACAGUGAGAGCCUGGAGCCCCUGCAGUAGAAUGGGGACUAGAAUCCCACAAAGUAAUCCUCCACAGAGCCCCUUGGUAUCCUGGCUGCAGCAGUAACAACCUCCUUGG